CGUCACAAGGCGGCGCCGUUCUUCUGUAUUUGCGAUUCAACAGCAGAAAAACUCCUGCCGAAGCGACUAACCUCCACACUAUUCUAAAGAUGGCGUUUAUUAAAGAGGAGAGUGAAGACCUGAAGAUUGAAGAAACAUUCACAGUCAAACAUGAAGAUCCAGAGGAGCAAACAGACUUGUUGGUGCCGAAACAAGAGCAAGAACCGAAGGAAAUAGAAGAGAAACACCAGUUGUUACAUACAGAAGAUAAAUACACCCCAAAUGAAGAGACUUUAUUACUAAACAAUGCUAAGGCAACCAAACUUAAACAUUAUCAUUGUCAUCACUGUGGGAAGAUUUACAGGAAAAAAACAAGCUUUACCAUCCACAUGAGAGUUCACACUGGAGAGAGACCUUUUAGCUGCCAACAGUGUGGAAAAGCUUUCAGACAAAAGUCAAACCUUGCUGGUCACCUCAGACUUCACACUGGAGAAAGACCUUACAAAUGCCAACACUGUGGAAAGGGUUUUACUCAAAAACAUGAUCUUAAAAAUCACACGAGAAUUCACACCGGAGAGAAACCUUUCAUAUGCCAACAAUGUGGAAUGAGUUUCCGUGUAAAACAUAAAUUAUAUUGUCACAUGAGAGUUCACACCGGAGAGAAACCAUACACCUGCCAUCAGUGCGGAAAGAGUUUUGCUCGAAAUUCAACACUUAGUCACCACACAAGAAUUCACACCGGAGAGAAACCAUUCACCUGCGAACAGUGUGGAAAGAGUUUUUCUUAUAAACAUAGGCUUAAAGUCCACAUAAGAGUUCACACCGGAGAGAGGCCUUACAAAUGCUCACAGUGUGAAAAGAGUUUCAUUCAGAAACUAAACUGUGACAUUCACAUGAGAGUUCACACCGGAGAGAAACCGUUCAUAUGCUCACAAUGUGGAAACAAUUUCACUCAAAAAGGAAGUCUUGAUUUCCACAUUAGAAGUAUUCAUGGGUCCGCUCGGAAACAAAAAACAAAAGUCCAACACAAGACCUAAGUGGUUUUGGCUUAUGCCAGGGGUGUCCAAACUUGGUCCUGGAGGGCCAGUGUUUUGCAUAGUUUAGCUCCAACUCCCUUCAACACACCUCCCUGGAAGUGUCUAGUAUUCCUAGAAAGAGAUUGAUUACCUGUGUUGGAACUCACUGGCAUAUUGCAGAACUAAAAACCUGUCCGAAUCUGAAAUCUUGGUCAGGCGCCACAUUGUCUCAGUCAUUUAGAAACUGGCUCAAGGCCUUAUACCAUCACGAUAACAGAGAGCCAAUUGAUUUGACUAUUUUGACCAAUACUUUGCCCACAAAUGUUCAGGGGGCCCUGUACCAAAUGUCACCUAAAAAUGGUGCUUUACAAGAUUUUCAAAAAGAAACCCAACCAACUGCCUCACGAGACUCUUUUCCAUGACCUCCGGGUCAUGUGCUCAUGUGGGACAUCCUGUUGGACACACACUUUCGUAGAGACAAAGAAUGUCUGGAAUUAAUGCAUAUGCAUUAAACUUAACCUAUAGUGUUACAACUAAGGCAGAUGUAUCUUUAAAUAAUUUGCCAUAGUUUUCCUCAUAUACUAUUGCAACCAUUUUAACCAACAAAGUUAAUCAAUGUAUGUGUUUGAAAUGUAUGAUGUCUGGUACUAAACGAAAGCUAGUGACAUUUACAAUACAUUGGUUUAAAUGAAAAACUAGUAGUACAAACAGUAUUCGUCUUGUAACAUUUAAUGUAAGAUA
Danio aesculapii is the source of this 1736-nucleotide messenger RNA. Its product is annotated as gastrula zinc finger protein XlCGF8.2DB-like. NCBI's taxonomy places the organism in Eukaryota, Metazoa, Chordata, Actinopteri, Cypriniformes, Danionidae. The transcript has 3 exons. Bases 90 to 1016 code for a protein of 308 amino acids. The record is from RefSeq and is a predicted model, not a curated record. Gene Ontology annotation, cellular component: nucleus. Gene Ontology annotation, biological process: regulation of transcription by RNA polymerase II. Gene Ontology annotation, molecular function: DNA-binding transcription factor activity, RNA polymerase II-specific; RNA polymerase II cis-regulatory region sequence-specific DNA binding.